This is a messenger RNA of Leptosia nina, 1371 nucleotides long. The record is from the annotation of a GenBank genome assembly. Lineage: Eukaryota; Metazoa; Arthropoda; Insecta; Lepidoptera; Pieridae.
AUGCCGAGUGAAAUGAUAACACUUCAACUUGGCCAAUGCGGAAAUCAAAUUGGAUUUGAAUUUUGGAAGCAGUUAUGUAUAGAACACGGCAUAUCUCCAGAAGGAAUAUUAGAAGAGUUUGCAUCAGCCGGUUCUGAUAGGAAAGAUGUGUUUUUUUAUCAAGCUGAUGAUGACCACUACAUACCUAGAGCAGUGCUGUUAGAUUUGGAACCUCGUGUUAUCCAUACAAUCAUGAAUUCUCCUUAUGCUAAAUUGUAUAAUCCAGAAAAUGUUUACUUAUCCAAACAUGGUGGUGGCGCUGGAAACAACUGGGCCUCAGGUUAUGCUCAGGGUGAAAAAUUGAAUGAGGAAGUUUUUGAUAUUAUUAAUAGAGAGGCAGAUGGGAGUGAUAAUUUAGAGGGUUUUGUAUUAUGUCACUCAAUAGCUGGAGGUACAGGGUCCGGCAUGGGUUCAUACAUAUUGGAACACCUCUCAGACAGGUUUCCUAAGAAAUUAGUGCAAACAUAUAGUGUGUUUCCUAAUUUGGAUGAAAUAAGUGAUGUCGUUGUUCAACCAUACAAUUCUCUCUUAACCUUGAAGAGACUGACAGAAAGUGCAGAUUGUGUUAUGGUAUUGGACAACACAGCUCUAAACCGUAUUGCAAGUGACAGGUUACACAUACAGAACCCCUCCUUUGCACAAAUAAAUACUCUCGUCUCCACAAUUAUGAGCGCUAGCACAGCUACUCUUAGGUAUCCAUCAUAUAUGAACAAUGAUUUAAUAAGCCUAGUUGCUCCUCUGAUUCCUACACCAAGGUUACAUUUUCUAAUGACUGGCUACACUCCACUCACAGCAGACCAUGAACUUAAUACGGCUCCAAAAAUUCGAAAAACGACAGUGCUUGAUGUGAUGCAACGACUGCUUCAACCAAAGAACAUGAUGGUGUCAUUGAGUCCUGAUAGAGCCAACCAACAUUGCUACAUAUCUAUUUUAAACAUAAUACAGGGUGAAGUAGACCCAUCGCAAGUCCACAAGUCUCUGCAACGGAUUCGUGAACGCAAGUUGGCUUCGUUCAUUCCAUGGGGACCGGCGUCCAUCCAAGUAGCGUUGUCCCGCAGAUCGCCUUAUGUAACAGCUUCGCAUAAAGUCUCAGGACUUCUACUUGCUAAUCACACGAAUAUAUCGUCGUUAUUCGACAGAUGCCUGCAACAGUUUGAUAAACUACGAAAAAGGGAGGCAUUCAUAGACGUGUUCAGAAAAGAGCCUAUGUUUAAAGACUCGCUAGAGGAAUUCGAUGAGUCGCGCUCAGUCGUGGAUGAUCUGGUGCGAGAGUAUCAAGCUGCUGCCACGCCUGACUAUGUACACUGGAAUCCGGAAAGCAGCCACAUAUAA